AUGGGCUCUGGAAUUGGUAAAAAUGACGCAUGGCGACAAUUCAGUCAAGAAAUAGGAGCUGAUUUUGUUGAUCUUGGGUUUUGGAAAGGAAAUAGUGUUCAAGCUCAUAUUGGUCCGUGGACAAUUCAUCUUGACAUUCAUCAUGUUUCAACAGGAAAAUCAGUUAUUGAAUAUACUCGUAUUCGCGCGCCGUUCGUUUCCAAUGUAGAAGAUUUUCAUUUCGAGAUCUAUCGAAAGGGUGUUUUUAGUGGUUUACGUAAAGCUUUGGGUAUGCAGGACAUUGCAAUUGGUGAUGCUGUGUUCGAUGAAGAAUUUAUUAUAAAGGGAAAUAAUAAAGCUCAUAUUCGUGAACUGCUGGCCGAUCCAACAGUUCGUUCAAUGUUUCAGAGUCAGCCUAAAAUGCGUCUCGAGAUUUUAAAUAGUGAAGGGUGCUUUGGUUCUAAAUUUCCUAACAAUGUUCAUGCAUUACAUUUUGAAGUGCUUGGUGUAAUAAAGGAUCAGGAGCGAUUAAAAGGUCUUUUUGAUUUAUUUGCUACUAUACUUGAACGUCUUGUUAAACUUGGCUUGGCAUCCAAAGAAGAUCCAAUGCUAGCAUCCUGA
Molecule: messenger RNA, 600 nt
Organism: Didymodactylos carnosus
Lineage: Eukaryota; Metazoa; Rotifera; Eurotatoria; Philodinida; Philodinidae
Source: the annotation of a GenBank genome assembly